Molecule: messenger RNA, 6804 nt
Organism: Fimicolochytrium jonesii
Lineage: Eukaryota; Fungi; Chytridiomycota; Chytridiomycetes; Spizellomycetales; Powellomycetaceae
Product: armadillo-type protein
Exons: 19
Coding region: 261-6716 (2151 amino acids)
Biological process (GO): endocytosis; intracellular protein localization; retrograde transport, endosome to Golgi
Cellular component (GO): Golgi apparatus; endocytic vesicle; membrane
Source: RefSeq, a predicted model, not a curated record
GCGUGCCUGACAGCUCAACGAUAAUUUCAGUUCAGCGAUAACCCUUGUAUACUGUCGCUUUUGCCCAAACCCUAAACCUAGAGAGUGCAGCCAUUGUUGUGUGCAGCAGGAGUGCUGUGUGCUGCAGGAGUUUCAGGGAGUGUGGUGGUGAAGGUCGGCGCAAUUGCAAAUGUGAUCUUGAGCCAGAGAUCCCUCGACGCGUCUCUUUCGAAGGAAGGUUCGCGAGGUUCACUCACAUCGCAACUUCCCACGCUAUAAACAUGAAAACGAAUUUCGCAGCAGGCUUCGACGCCAUCGGAGGGGCUACAAGCUCUCCGCAAUGCUUCACACUAUCAUCAGUGCCGGAAAGCUUCACGUUCGACGAACGAAAGCUUAGCGCUGCCGACUCCAAUGAGAAAAAGGAGGUCUUUCUCAUACAAUGGCUUUCCUUUGUAGAAAGGGACUUGAACAAAGUGGAUGCGGCGACGGUCAAACCCGCUCAAGCAGAGCUUGAGAAGACACUCCUGAAACGUUUAACGAGCACUGCACCGAAACCAACGCGUCCCAUUCGACAGUCAGUGGCAAGAUGCCUUGCGCUUUUGUAUGCGAAAGGGGACGGCCGAACCUUGUUCGACACGCUGGCGGCAAUUCAAGCCAUCGUUGCCAGCAAGAAACCCGAGGAUCCCUCCUUUCGAUUAGCGGCUAUCACAUCCCUUGGGAUACUGUCGGAGGCGCACGGUGGAAAGCUACUGUCCUUGUUUCCGGAGACGGUUUCACUACUAUCCAGAUGUUUGAAGAAUGCAAAGGAGAGCGAGCUCGCGCUACGAUAUGAAUCGUAUGUCGCCUUGGGGCGCUCGCUGAAGGGAGCUGGGAGAGGGGCGAAUGAGCAAAUGAGCAAAGACAUGAUCAAGAUCGCAAAGACCGGAAUAGCUGAUAAGCUGCCGCUGAUUAGAACUGCUGCCGUAGAGAUAUUUCAAGCUGUGUACGAACAUACGAGUUAUCCAGUGCCAACGAAAUUUGAUGACUACGAAUAUCUGAUUUCCAGCGCUACGAAGGCCUUGGAUGGCAGCAACUAUUCCGUCCGCAGAGCUGUGUCAUUGUUUGUGGCCUUGAUCCUGGCUCAAUCGCAACAACCGGCUCCGAAGAAAGAUAAAGGCAAGAAAGCAGCCGGGACAGAAGCAGAAGCGGCGGGAACCGCGGAGAAGAAUAUUCUUGAGGUUGAUGAAGUCUUGAACGUGCUCAGCACUUUGUACAUCAAGAAUACAUCCCGGGAGGUGCGCAUUGGCAUUCUGGAGGCAUAUGCGACCACGCUGAGACGACUUGGUACCAAAGUUGUGGAGGACAACUACGCACAAAUUGUCAAAAAUGUGCUGGCUCUAUGCACCAAUCCGAAGUUAAUCCAAACCCCAACGGAGGUCAUUUUCAUGCGCCAAAGUUGCGACUUCCUGCUUCGAGACACAAUCGGCAAAAUGCUUGGAGAGACGGCACAAAUCAAUGCCAUCAAGGAGCUUGCCACGGGAUGGUUGCGGAGAUGGCCAGCAGUGUUGGGAACGGAUGUGGCUCCGAGCGAUUCGGCCCUCGUUUGCGUGUUGAACGAAGUCGCUGCACUUUUCAUCGAUUUGGGACCAGCCUUGGCGGGCGAAGAAAACAUCGUCAUCGAACCCCUACUCAAACUCAUCGCUCAUCCGUCACGAUCUGUCAAUCUAUCUUUGGCCUGGUGCCUGCGCUGCUUGUCCGCCGCCUUACCAUCGUACCUGCCCAAGCUGAUAACAAAGUUGAUGGCGUCUAUCCAGAAAGAUCUUCCAAACUUGCAGGGCGACAAACCGGAGAUCUUGGCUCGGUUCCUAGGGUACGGAAACGUUCUGGCUGCUCUAAUCAGUGCCGCGCCUUCUCGGACUCUUUACGUAUCCUAUGAAGCGAUGGCACGCAUAUUCGGUCUUUGCGCCCAGCUCUUGCGAACGACCUCGGCCUCGAAAGAUUUCCGAGCUGUCAGCGCUCUGGCGAGGGUUGCCUGGACCUUGAUCGCCUCGCUGAUGUGCUUGGGUGAAGAUUUCGUGCGAGUGCACACCUCGCAACUCCUCCUCAUAUGGAAGAAUGUCUUUCCGAAACCGGCACCAAAGGAGUCGGGCGUCCGAAGUGAAUUGGAGUGGGAGUUUCUGCUCAUGAGCAAAGAAGCGGCCUUGGCGGCUUUGCAUAGCUUCAUGGUUCACAAUUCGAAGGAAAUGCAAGCAUCCGACGUGGCAAAGCGAAUCACGGUGUGCCUGAACAACACAUUGGCGUUCAUGUCGACGUUGCCAGCGACGUAUUACUCCGGACCGCCAAUUCCACCGGGCGCGGUCAAUCCUGAUACGAAGUACUUUCAGAUGGAGAAUUUUCUGAAGAAACGACUCUUUCUUUGUUUCAAAGUCCUUUCGCCGCCAUCGACAUUCGAGCUCAGCUUCUCUGUGUUGCUUCGUGCGUCAUUGGAUGUCUUUGCGCCGGAUCCCGAGAAAAAUCAGGAUCGCCUGCUGACUGCUAUGGGCUAUGCACCGGAGAAGCCAGGAGCUGUUCUACAGCCCGGAUCUCAGCCGUCGUUUACAACUUCGUUGGUGCAAGGAUCCGUGGUCCGUAUUGCGCACGAGGCUGGAGCGGAGGAUCGUGGGAUCGCUGCGGUACUGAACAAUGACACUGACAUGCAGCUACUUGAAGAUCUGCUGGACCACGUCAUCCCUGGCGCCUUGGAGAAUGAUCCCCAUAGCUUGUAUCUACAAGAUGUAACGCACCUGCAUUCACAAAAGUCAUUAUCCUCCUCGACAGCAUCAAAUACUUCUUCUGAGCUUGCGUACAAGCGCCCCUCUCCCGCGCCUGUCGGCACUGCUACCAUUGAUUCGGCGGUGGAGCUCUUUGCUUUGCUGCUUCCGCUUCAGAACGCUGCGGUUCAGGAAUCCCUGAUGGAACAACUCAUCAUCUUGGCGAAGUCGCAGGGGACCAAAGUACCGCCUCUUCGGAAGCGGAGCGUUCAAUUAAAUAUCCUGGUUGCUAUCCUCGGGUCUUUGAGGUAUGUGAUGGGCAAAAAAGGCAGUCUCGCCAGCGGGAAAGUUGGCGUCCAGAUUAGGGACCUCGUUGAGGACUUCCUGGUCUCCCCCGAUGUCCUGUUCCGCACGCUCGCCAGCGAAGCUUUGGGACGCCUGUCGCGCGUUGUGGGAUCAUCAGUCUUUGUCAAUCCGCUGGUACAGAACUUGGUCGAUCAAAUUGUCAAGAACCGCGAGCCGGAUGUCCGAGCCGGUUCGGCAUUGGCUCUGGGGUACAUUCUGAGCUAUGUGGGUGGCAUGGCCGCCGCCUCGCAGUUGAAAACCGCCGUCGGGAUCUUACAUUCUCUGGCAUCCGACUCCCAUCCACUGGUUCACACCUGGGCUUUGCAUUCUCUAUGGUUGACGAUCGAGAGCGCGGGACUGAUGUUCGGCCCGUACGUGAACUCCACGGUGUCGCUAACGGUGAAGCUUCUCACGUCCGAAGCGCACGAGCUAAGUGCACCCGCGGCUAACGAACAGAGUGGAAACGGGAAUGCAGAUGUCUACCCAGCUAUCGGGCGCAUACUGUAUGCCCUCGUCGGAGUGAUCGGGCCUGAGUUGCAGAUGUCGACCAAGAUCCGCGAACACUGUUUCGCACUGUAUGAGCAACUGAAAGCCGAGGAUGAUCCGUUCGUCGUUGUGGAGGCUAUUCGUUGCAUUCAGCACUUCAUUUUGUUUGCCCCGAAACACGUGGAUAUUUCCACCUUGAUCCCGUUUUUGCAAACACAAUUGGCUGGAGAGUCAACCACCCGGAAUUAUCUCAUUCGAAAAGCUGCUGUCACGUGCCUGUACCAGCUCGCUCAACGAAGUCCGGAUUUGGUCCUGGAAGCAGCCGGUAAUAAUCAGCUGGAGGAGCAGCUCUUCGCCCUCUUGGAUAUGGAGACCGACGGAACGGUCCGGGAUGAGAUUCGCGAUAUCCUCAUGAAUUUGUUGAAGCAUGUCGCCUCGGAAAGGCCAUCUCGGUGGCUUACUUUGUGUAAAAGCAUUCUGUCGAAGACCGGAGGCUCAGUUGGUGAAGCACCUGCUGCAAAGGAUAUACGAGCUAUGGCGAGCGUUGCCUCUCUUCAUGGCGGACAAGGGGAUGACGACGAUGAUGUAUUUGCGGUCGAGCACUCUGAAGAGGAUCCGCCCGCAGCAAACGAAAAGCCCAGUGCAGCUACACCGACGAACGCUUCAUCUGUGCCGGCAAAGAUUGUUCUGUUACUCCUCAAACCGCGAUGGAGGACGCAGGUUUUCGCUUUGAUGUGUCUUCGACGCCUCUUGAAGGAAGUUGCCCUGACAGGUGUCAAAGAGCACUUCGAGCUUGGGCUGGCCAGAACAGCCGCUGAAAGAGCCGGCAGAAGGCCGGACUACCUUGUCUUCAAGUUGGCAGACUUGAUCCGGAUGGCAUUCUCGGCAGCAACCGCCAACGUGAAGGACCUGCGACUGGAGGGGUUGCGCUUGUUGCAGGAUAUUUUGGAAAUCUUUUCCGAUGCGCCGGAUCCGGAUUUCGAUGAUCAUGCUUUGCUCGAGCAAUACCAGGCGCAAAUAGGGGCGGCCUUGACGCCGGCUUUCGGGAGCGAUUCUGCUCCGGAAGUCCUAAGCCUUGCUUGCCAGGUAUCCGCCGUGUAUAUCGGUAGCGGGAUCAAUCAGGAACUAGCCACAAUGUCGCGGAUCUUGAGAUUGUUAACAGGCGUAGUGGAGCGUUAUCAGGGCGGAGAGGCCGCAAGCGACGCACCUCAUGCAGACCUGCUGGUUCGCAUUUCCAUCCUCACGUCAUGGGCGAAACUGCGGAUAGCAACAUUCUCCCAUAGAUACUUGGACGAGGUGGUUGAUCCAAAUCUCCCUUCGCUUGCUACUCUGUGGGUCGGUGUCCUACAUGAUUAUGCGAGAGUGAAGCUGGAGCCAGACGUCCUGUCAGCUGCAGCUGGGGACCCGAGUGCACGAUCAAGCAUCGAUAGUUACCUGGAGGCUACUCGGAAUACUGUCCUGCCCUUCUACCGGAAAUCUUGGCUUACUAUCAUGGAGGCGUUGACAAGCCUCCUCGACACACACCUCGACCUAUUUGUGAAGACAAUGUGGGGAAGCUCGGAAGCAGUCGAACUGGCACCAAGGCUGUCGAAGACGUAUUUCACUCUGCUUGGUCUAUGCGUGGAAGCCCUGGCAACCACAGAAACCGCUGGAACUCUGAAAUUCAGCGGCAUUCCUGGCUUAACGGCGGGUGGCAAUGUCGCCAGCUCCACCACGCAAUCGUUAGAGGAUGACGCCAAUCUAUCGCGCGUUUGCUUGGAAGCUCUCCAGCGAUUGUUGAAGCCCGCUGCCCUUGGAAACGAUAACUUGUUAGAUGCGUCCGUAUUCUUGGAGCUGAUGACGCUUUUUGACAAGUUGGUUCAGACGGAAGAUGUUCCCGUCCAGGCAAUGGUUCUCCAGAUUACGAAGCAAAUCAUAGUAGAACACUCAGAUUAUAUUUCCUCCGAGGAGAGUGACCUGCGGUUGCGAUUGAACUCUAUGGGCGGAUCGCUCGACGGAGCUUCCGGUGCGAUUUUGGAGCAAGAUGAAAACGGCGAUAAAUCAUCAGGCCCUUUGAUGCUGAAGGUGCAAAGGGUUCUGAAGAUCGCGUUUGACAUAUUUGUAUACCAUGUGCCGAUCCUGGCGAACAGUCCUACGGCAGCAGUUACGGCCAAUAGAGAUUCGAGCCCCGAGACCGUAGCCUUGAUACUGAACGCCUUGGAUACCUUGACCAUCCUGGCUACCACACCACCGUUACUAGCAAGCAGCAAGCAUAUCCUCAUUCCCUUCUCGUUCUACAUAUUCCAGGCUCUUCUACAAACAGAAAAGUUCCAGGAGAAGGUCGCUCCUCGAGUUCUACUCUGCAUCCGUGCUUGUCUUGACAAGCUCAGUGAUGCAAAAGACUCGACGCUUGCUCCUGUGUUGCAAGCAACGGUGUCGUCGCUGCUGGACAGUUUCGAUAGCGAGAUAUGGCACCUGACGACAGAGCUGACGGCCGCAGACCCAGCAGAUCUCUUGAUUCUGAAGAACGCUCUCAUGGGCAUUGUCCUGAUAGUUACUGGAGCGCCCGCCUCAACUUACGACGAUCAUCUCCAGACCAGGUUCUUGAAGGGGCUUGGUCGCAGCUUAUCGCACUCUGAGGACGAGAUACAGAAAACUGUGCUCCAAUGCAUCAAGACCAUCCUAGCGUCUUCAGCCUCUGCAAAGCCGGAAACUGCACCCAUCUUUACCUCGUACAUCAGGCUUCUGUUGCCUCAAGUGGCGGUUUGGGUACUGCAAGCAAGCGCACAACUACGGAGCUCUGAGACUCUCACGGCGAGCGUGAAGUCAAUAGAGGAAGGACUGCGAUUGCUGCUUGUGAUAUACGGUGUUGUAUCAGACACAAAGAAAUCUGAUGCAUUGGCAGUCGUUGUGCAUAUAUACAUUUCCUUCCUCUCCAGUACCGAGGAGAAUGGCAUCCCAAGCUUUACGUCUUCGGCUCAACGAGAGCUGCAUAUCGCGUCGGCGCAAAUGCUCUUUCAGCUAGCCUCAACGCAGCCGCAACAUUUCAAAGCGGCCAUCUCUGGCCUUCCUGAGAACGAUACGAUGGCGCUGCAAAUGGGGCUUAAGACGCUGGCGGAAGUUCAGCAAGCGGCUGCAGCGCAGACUAAGGCAUCAUCGACGACAAAUCGGGGCUUUACUAGUUUUGCAGCUUUUUAGAGUGCAUAAUCGUCUUUCUUAUAUUUAAGAAUGUGGAUUAUGUCUAUGACGAGGGUGACAGAUAAAGGAUUGUUGAUUAUUCGGAUUG